GAGAUAAGAUAACGAGAAGGGCAAAAAAGAGGAAAAGGACACCUCCGUCUACAUUCAAAUCAUGUAUCAAGGGUUGAAAAUGUCUAUUUGUGCCCACUCUAAACUGAUUUUUGCUUCUGCUGCUGCUAUUUAUGCUGUUUAUAAAAUCAACAAGUUCUUCACUCCACCAACUAUCAAUCCAAAACCAAAGAUUCACAAAACGGACUUCAAGAUUGAUACAGUUUAUCUCUAUCAAUUCCGCCGUCUCAAGAACUGCCCGAAUAUGUCACCAUUCUGUAUGAAAAUUGAGAUAAUUUGUAGAAUUUAUGGAAUUCCCUAUGAGGUUAUCGAAAAUGCUAAACUUCGCUCAAGAAGUGGCACUCUUCCAUUCAUCGAACUCAACGAAGAGCACAUAUCUGAUUCAGAUCUGAUUGAGAUUCGUCUCAGGCAACAUUUUAAACUUCCGAUGCUUUCACUGGAAGAAGAAGCACAGGCAACUUCCCUGAGUAGAAUGGUAGACAAUCAUCUUUUCCACAUCCUUAUGAGAUAUCACUGUGCAGAUGAUAUCUUCUACUACACAUUCCUCGAUUUGUUGGAUUUUAAAUCCUAUGUUAUCCCACUCAUUCUACCUUUCAUGAAAAUGAUAAUUGGAGGCAAAAUCUAUCAAAAUUCUACAUCAGCAAUUGGAGACUUUGAGCCAGCAGAGUUGGAUGAAUUGCUUCAUCGAGAUUUGAGAGUUGUGGAAACUAUCCUUGGAAAUAAGAAAUAUUUAUUUGGAGACCACAUUGCUCCAGUUGAUGCGACGGUUUUUAGCCAGUUGGCAGUUGUUUAUUAUCCAUUUUACACUCACAUCUCUACUGUUCUUGAAAAUGAUUUCCCAAAGAUUCUACAGUACUGUGAAAGAAUCCGAAAGGAAAUUUAUCCAAAUGAUUUUACUAUUUGAGAAUGUAUUAUGCGGUAACUUUUUUGAAAUAAACUAAUCGUGACACUCAAAAACUUAGAAUCUAUUUUAAAAGAAUAGAUAAUUCCAGUUUUUGAUAUCCGGGAAUUU
Caenorhabditis elegans is the source of this 1030-nucleotide messenger RNA. RefSeq names its product CaDmium Responsive (gene cdr-7). The transcript has 5 exons. Lineage: Eukaryota; Metazoa; Nematoda; Chromadorea; Rhabditida; Rhabditidae. Bases 80 to 922 code for a protein of 280 amino acids. The record is from RefSeq and is marked reviewed.